Messenger RNA from Perca flavescens (yellow perch), 1114 nucleotides. Its product is annotated as protein lifeguard 2. The transcript is spliced from 12 exons. Gene Ontology annotation, biological process: negative regulation of apoptotic signaling pathway. The record is from RefSeq and is a predicted model, not a curated record. NCBI's taxonomy places the organism in Eukaryota, Metazoa, Chordata, Actinopteri, Perciformes, Percidae. Gene Ontology annotation, cellular component: membrane; endoplasmic reticulum; Golgi apparatus. The coding region runs from base 188 to 1018 and encodes 276 amino acids.
UUUUUUGGGAUUACAUCACCAAAUCGUCACAGUGUCCAGUCUGAGCAGGCAAGAACAACACUGUCUAUCUGAGUUCCUUUAGCUAGACUCUGCAAGAACUACACUAUCAAGAAGGAGACACCAUAGCCCUAUUGACUGGUUGGGAUACAGAACAAGACAACAUACUGCAGGACGACAGACAGGCAUCAUGACAAAGGGCAAGCUUUCACUUGCAAACAAGGCCACCAAUGGCUCCUUCAGUGAAGAAGCCUUAGUGUCACCAGCUCCUCCCAGCUAUCAGGAAGCCACCGAGGGCACCAGUGCUCCUUGCUACAGUGAUGUUGAGAUGCUCACAGAGUUCACCUGGGAUGAUCGCAACAUCAGGAGGGUCUUCAUCCGUAAGGUGUACACUAUCUUGAUGAUCCAGCUUUUGGUCACUCUCGCUAUUGUGUCUCUUUUCACAUUCUGCGACCCAGUGAAGGACUAUAUUCAAUCCAACCCAGGCUGGUAUUGGGCGUCUUACGCUGUGUUCUUUGUCACAUAUCUCACCUUAUCUUGCUGCUCUGCACCAAGGAGACAGUUUCCAUGGAAUCUGAUUCUGCUUGGCAUCUUUACCCUCUCACUCUCAUACAUGACAGGGAUGUUGUCCAGCUUCUAUAACACCAAGUCAGUGGUGAUGUGUCUGGGCAUCACAGUAGCAGUCUGUCUCCUGGUCACAGUCUUCAGCUUCCAAACUAAGUUCGAUGUGACAUCAUACCAAGGCGUGCUCUUUGUCUUCUGCAUGGUCAUGUUCGUCUCUGGACUGGUGCUGGCACUCGUCCUCCCCUUUCAAUAUGUACCCUGGUUGGAUGCCACCUACGCUGUCCUGGGAGCCAUACUGUUUACCAUGUUUUUGGCAUUUGACACCCAGCUACUCAUGGGGAAUAAGCGCUACACCAUGAGUCCAGAAGAGUAUGUCUUCGCCACUCUCAACCUCUACCUAGAUAUUAUCUACAUCUUCUCCUUCUUCCUCCAAAUCUUUGGAACUAAACAAGAGUAAACCAUCGCCCCACCUAUCUUACCUACAGAAAAGGAAUGGGAAUUUAGGCAGAAAUAAUAAGAGUAUUUUAAAAUUUUGGUGAUUGUGAUGACAAUG